Molecule: messenger RNA, 2754 nt
Organism: Patiria miniata (bat star)
Lineage: Eukaryota; Metazoa; Echinodermata; Asteroidea; Valvatida; Asterinidae
Gene: mipep
Product: mitochondrial intermediate peptidase-like
Exons: 18
Coding region: 96-2222 (708 amino acids)
Biological process (GO): peptide metabolic process
Cellular component (GO): mitochondrion
Molecular function (GO): metalloendopeptidase activity
Source: RefSeq, a predicted model, not a curated record
GGCGCCCAAGUGAUUUUUCUUGUCCGCGGCAUUACCACAUCCAGGCCUCAUCAUCAGUGAUCUACAAGUUGAGGUUCCGUCAGCAAAAGGCCAACAUGUUUGCCUGCAGGUUGUGCCGCCAGCAGCAAUCUUGGGUGCGGCUCCUCAAGAACAGUCUGCUGAGAAAGAGUAAAGUUGGCAGUAGACUUGAAACCUUUCCUGAGCAUCGGUCUCGGAGCGUGACCACUUGGUCGCCAUUGGCGUCGGCAUUCAACACGAGACCAAAAAGGCGACUGGAAGCAAGUGGACGAAAUGUGGGUCUGUUUGGAAUGCAAGAGCUGACCAGCCCGGAGGGUUUUGCUGAGGCCCAGAGGGCGUCAGUCCAAGAGGCAGAAGAGCUCGUCCAAGAAGCCAUCCGUUCCCCCACCAGUGCAGACAUUGUAGUCCUAUUUGAUAAGCUGUCUGAUGCCCUGUGCAGAGUUGCUGACCUGGCUGAUUUUGUGCGAGUUGCCCAUCCAGACCGGAGGUUUGCAAAGGCUGCCGAAGAUGCUUGCAUCAAUAUCAGUGCAAUGGUAGAACAGCUGAACACAAACAUAGACUUGAAGGAGUCCCUUCAGCGUCUGCUGGAUGAUCCCGCCAUCUUCUCUGCAAUGGAUGAGGAGUCCCAGAUUGUUGCCAGGCUGUUCAUGUUUGACUUUGAGCAGAGCGGGAUACACUUAGAGAAAGCCAAGAGACAAGAGUUCGUAAGACUGAAUGAAGAGAUUCACAUCUUGGGAAGCCAGUUUGUGCAGGGCACGCAGACAGCCAACGCCAUUGAGAAGAAACGUCUGCCGCAGCACAUUCAGCACUCCUUUGCCGUUGAUGGGGACAACGUGACGGUCGGUUCCCUGUAUGCUGAUAACCCCAGCGACCUGGUCCGUGAGGCGGCCUACAAAAUUUUCCUCUUCCCAAACCCGAACCAAUCACAACUCCUGGAUCGCCUGCUGGACUCUCGUCACAAACUAGCCAAGCUGGUUGGCUUUUCCUCCUACGCCCAGCGAGCGCUGCGCGGCACUAUGGCCCAGACGCCGGAAAAUGUCAUGGAGUUUCUGACAAUGACGGGCGACAGAUUAUUUGACAGAGUGACAAAGGAAAUUGAGCUCAUGAAAGAAACAAAGAAAGAGUGCAACCCGCACAAUCCUAAUAUUUUUGCCUGGGAUCCAUCUUAUUACAUUGGAGCAGCAAGGAAUAAAAGAUACAACAUCACCAGCGCAGAGUAUGCCCCUUACUUCUCGGUUGGGGCUUGCAUGGAGGGGCUCAGUCUAAUCUUCAGCAACCUGUAUGGAGUGACACUGGAGAAUGUGGAAGCGGAAAGGGGAGAACUCUGGGCACCAGACGUCUUGAAACUGGCCGUGACCCAUGAAACCGAAGGGGUUCUGGGCUACAUCUACUGCGACCUGUUUGAGCGGUCUGGCAAACCCCAGCAGGACUGUCAUUUUACCAUACGGGGAGGCAGGAGACUAGACGACGGUUCCUACCAGCUCCCUCACGUGGUUCUGGUCUGCAGUUUCAGUCCACCGAGACCAGGAGCUCCUUCUAUACUGAGUCAUGGGAUGAUGGAGAAUCUUUUCCAUGAGUUUGGCCAUGCAAUGCACUCCAUGCUUGCCAGAACCCGCUACCAGCACGUGACAGGGACGCGGUGCGCCACUGAUUUUGCCGAAGUGCCUUCCAUAUUGAUGGAAUACUUUGCCAACGACUACAGGGUCUUGAAACAGUUUGCAAGGCAUCACAAAACAGAUCAGACCCUUCCUGAAGAGCUGAUAGCCCGCCUCUGUGCCUCCAAGAAGCAGUUUUCUGCCUUCGAGAUGCAGACCCAAGUCUUCUAUUCCAUCCUAGACCAAAUGUUCCACGGGGAAGAGCCGUUAAAAAAGCCCACCAUGGAGUUGUUGAGCGAGAUUCAGAACCAGUAUUCAUGCAUCAAGCACGUCCCGGGAACAGCCUGGCAUUUGCGUUUUGGUCACCUGGUAGGCUACGGUGCCAAGUACUACUCGUAUCUGCUGUCGCGCGCCGUAGCAUCCAGCGUCUGGCACCAGUGCUUCGAGGCCGAUCCCCUGAGUCGGGAUACCGGGGAGAGGUACCGCUGGGACAUGCUGGCCCAUGGCGGGGGCAGGGAACCGGCUACAUUAGUACAGAAUAUGCUGGGCAAGAAACUGUCUAAUGAGGAUUUAGUGCAAGCGCUGUUGGAGGAGACCAUGGAACAGUGACCAAAAUUCAGCAUCUCCUGUCUGAACUGCUCCCAAGAAGAUGGGAAAGAAACCACUGCUUCGAACCAUGACUCCCUAUUGAAGUUGCUGAAGAGAGCACCACAUUAACUUGGCCCCAGCCGGCUGUAAUCUUAACUUGCAAUCAACAGAUAAUUGUCUUUCAGCAACAGUAAUAUUUCGCCUUGAAUACCUCUCUUAAUCAGGAUGUACUUUAGUGUUCACAAGUUCUGUGCAGAAUUGUUGGCGAUUUUAGGUAACCAACAUAUUCAAGUUGAGAAUUUGUUAUAUUUUUUUGGUGAUUUUUGUCGUGCCGUUUCAAACCGUUAUGUAGCAUUCAUGUCUUUUCAGUAUUUGAGUAAUGUUUGGAAUGUAGUUUGGAAAUAAACGCAUACAUGAAGUAGUUUUAUUAUGAAUGUGUACACACAGUGAAGCAUUUCAAAUACGCAUACCUCAUUUAUUAUAAUCGUGGUUUUCCUGAAAUAGCUUACAUGUAACAUGAGCUUGUGAUAAAAUAAAUAUCUUUUGAAUUAUU